Messenger RNA from Clarias gariepinus (North African catfish), 1068 nucleotides. It is a transcript of the gene msx1a, whose product is annotated as muscle segment homeobox 1a. Gene Ontology annotation, cellular component: nucleus. NCBI's taxonomy places the organism in Eukaryota, Metazoa, Chordata, Actinopteri, Siluriformes, Clariidae. Bases 66 to 773 code for a protein of 235 amino acids. Gene Ontology annotation, molecular function: RNA polymerase II transcription regulatory region sequence-specific DNA binding; DNA-binding transcription factor activity, RNA polymerase II-specific. The transcript is spliced from 2 exons. The record is from RefSeq and is a predicted model, not a curated record. Gene Ontology annotation, biological process: embryonic morphogenesis; regulation of transcription by RNA polymerase II.
GCGAUGUGCUCGCGCUAGGCUCGUGUUUGUAGACGCAAACUUUAUGGGCUCCGAACGGCUCGAGCAUGAAAAGCGAGGACGUGACUUUGUCGCGCGACAUGGAGAGCGUGAAGCCCGGAGCCGCCGUGCUGCCGUUUAGCGUGGAGGCGCUCAUGGCGGACCGGACACCGAGCCGAGUUGACAAGACCGCUGGGUCGCGCGCGCUUUGGUGCGAGGACGGAUCCUCGUUCUCGUUAUCGUACUCGGUCGUGCGCGAGGGAGACGCGUCUGUGGAGGCUAAGAGUCCUGAACGCGUGGACCGAAGCUCGUGGACGGAGAACUCCCGUUUCUCCCCUCCUCCGUCCAGGCGCCUGAGUCCUCCAGUCUGUCCUCUGAGGAAACACAAGACCAACCGGAAGCCUCGCACCCCGUUCACCACGUCCCAGCUGCUGGCCCUGGAGCGCAAGUUCCGGCAGAAGCAGUACCUGUCGAUCGCGGAACGCGCCGAGUUCUCCAGCUCGCUCAGCCUGACGGAGACGCAGGUGAAGAUCUGGUUCCAGAACCGGCGCGCGAAGGCCAAGAGGCUGCAGGAGGCCGAGCUCGAGAAGCUAAAGAUGGCCGCCAAACCCAUGCUGCCCCCGGGCACUUUCGGGAUUUCCUUUCCGCUUGGCGCGCACGUGCCCGCGUACGGAGCAGGCGGCGCUCACGCGUUUCAGAGACCCACCGUGCCCGUGUCACCCGUCGGACUGUACGCGGCGGCGCACAUGGGAUACAGCAUGUAUCACUUAGCCUGAGGCGCGUGCGUAAUGUCUGCGUGUUCUUCUCACCCAGGGAUUUAGAGGCACGAAAAAUGAGACGGGAAAUAAUAUGGCGAGCAUAAACACUUAAGCACAUUAAGUCGCCAGACGGCAUUUUUAUUCACAUAAAUCACUGGCCAUAAAGCACCUACACACACAAUUUGUAUGUAUUCAUUGCAAUGAUACCCUUCGAAAGGGAUACGCUGAACUGUAAAAUAUUGUAUAUAUAGGGAAAAGUUUUUUUUUUAAAUAAUAUGAUUAUAUUUGUUGAAUAAAUUAACAAUAAAUUGUU